Molecule: messenger RNA, 3623 nt
Organism: Musa acuminata AAA Group (dessert banana)
Lineage: Eukaryota; Viridiplantae; Streptophyta; Magnoliopsida; Zingiberales; Musaceae
Product: aldehyde oxidase GLOX-like
Exons: 4
Coding region: 1-2169 (722 amino acids)
Source: RefSeq, a predicted model, not a curated record
AUGGCACCCUCCUCCAGUCCGGCGGCGACCUCGACGGCCUCCGCAAGCUCCGCGCCUUCUCCCCCUGCCCCUUGGCCGGCUCCUGCGACUGGUUGGAGCUCGACUCACCGCUCCUCGCCGACGGUCGAUGGUACGCCACCAACCAGAUCUUACCCGACGGCUCUGUCGUCAUCGUCGGCGGCCGCGCCGCCCCCUCUGUCGAGUUCUACCCGCCGUCCCGCCCCCUCCGCAAUUUCCCCUUCCUCGCCACAGCCGAGGACGCCCAGAUGGACAACCUAUAUCCCUUCGUCCACCUCCUCCCCGACGGCCGCCUCUUCGUCUUUGCUAACGCCCGCUCCAUCCUGUACGACGUCGACUCGGGCGACGUCGUCCGCGUGUACCCGGAGCUCGACGGUGGACCCCGGAACCACGAAAACACUCCCACUUCUGACUGAGGAUAUCACCUUCGUCUGUCAGAGGUACGGGUCCCAAAUUAUCAUCCCUGCGACCAUGGCAGUGGCCUCUGCUUUCGCUUCGAUCAAGUCCGGAGGAAUCCCCGGCCUCUUCUUCCUCGUUGGCCUUCUCUUUACGUGCGCGUGCCGGUCGUUACGUGCGCAGCAGCUCCCGGGCACUUGGGAGGUGGUGCUGGAGGACGCGGGAAUCGCUUCCAUGCACACUGCCGUGACCCGGUUCGGUACCGUGGUCCUCCUCGAUCGCACCGGCAUCGGGGCCUCCCGCCUACGCCUCCCUCGCAGCCGCUGCCGCAUUGACCCCGGCGACAGCCUCCUCCCCCCAGGCGGCAAGGACUGUUCAGCUCAUUCUGCCCUCCUCGAUCCCUCCUCCCGCCGCCUCCGCCCCCUCUCCGUCCUCACCGACACCUGGUGCUCUUCCGGUCAGUUCCUCCCCAAUGGCACCCUCCUCCAGUCCGGCGGCGACCUCGACGGCCUCCGCAAGCUCCGCGCCUUCUCCCCCUGCCCCUUGGCCGGCUCCUGCGACUGGUUGGAGCUCGACUCACCGCUCCUCGCCGACGGUCGAUGGUACGCCACCAACCAGAUCUUACCCGACGGCUCUGUCGUCAUCGUCGGCGGCCGCGCCGCCCCCUCUGCCGAGUUCUACCCGCCGUCCCGCCCCCUCCGCAAUUUCCCCUUCCUCGCCACAGCCGAGGACGCCCAGAUGGACAACCUAUAUCCCUUCGUCCACCUCCUCCCCGACGGCCGCCUCUUCGUCUUUGCUAACGCCCGCUCCAUCCUGUACGACGUCGACUCGGGCGACGUCGUCCGCGUGUACCCGGAGCUCGACGGUGGACCCCGGAACUACCCGUCCGGUGGCUCCUCCACUAUGCUCCCUCUCGAUCCGGCCGGCGGCUACACGAGGGCCGAGGUGGUAGUCUGCGGUGGGGCUCAGUACGGGGUCUUCCUCCACCGACAGACCGACAUGCCUGCCGCCACAACCUGCGGCCGGAUCUCGGCGACAGACCCGGACGGGGCCUGGGCCGUGGAGGAGAUGCCGUUCCCGAGGGUCAUGGGCGACAUGGUGAUGCUCCCAACGGGAGAGGUGCUCAUCAUCAACGGCGCGCAGGCAGGGUCGCAGGGUUACGAGAUGGGCUCCAACCCGUGCCUGAACCCCGUGCUGUACCGGCCCGACCAACCCGCCGGCCUGCGGUUCAUGACGUUGACUCCGACAACCAUCCCUCGGAUGUACCACUCCACUGCCAACCUCCUUCCGGACGGCCGCGUCCUCGUGGCCGGGAGCAACCCGCACUACUUCUACCGCUUCGCAGGGGACUUUCCUACGGAGCUCCGUGUCGAAGCCUUUUCGCCCGAGUACCUGGCGGCAGACAAGGCCAGUCUUCGGCCGGUAAUCAAGGCGGCUCCGGAGAGGGUCUGGUACGGGGACGAGUUCGUGAUGGAGGUGGAGGUGCCGCUGCCGCUGGUGGGACUGAUGGAGGUGAACCUGCUGAGCGCGCCAUUCGCCACGCAUUCCUUCUCGCAGGGGCAGAGGAUGGUGAAGCUGGCCGUUUCACCAGCGGUGACGGUGGCGGACGGCGGGGGGGACGGGACGCCCUACAGCUACAGGUUUGGGUGCAAGGCGCCGCCGGACGGGAGGGUGGCGCCGCCGGGGUAUUACAUGGCGUUCGCGGUGAACCAGAUGGUGCCAAGCGUGGCUCGCUGGGUCCAGCUGGUGCUUUAAGAAAGUUGCCAUGAAAAGAAUGCUUAUACAGACGAGACUGCAACCUCUUUUCUCCUCGUAAUUAAUUAUGGUCAAAUAGUAGAAUAGUUAAAUGACUUUACUGAAGGCCUUUAGUGGUCCUGUAACUAAAGCUUCUGCAGAGUAAAUAUGGAUCGAUAUAUUGUCCCGAAGCUUUAUUCUGCUUAAUGUAUGUCUGUCCUUCAAUCCUAAUGAUCUGUACCCGAAUAGAAUAUACCCGAUCCGUUUACAACCCCUAAAUGUGUUGGUGGCGAUGAAGCGGAGUGGAGGGCGAGGAUACCACAGAGGGAAAGAGGAGACGGUGAAGCUGAUAACUGCCGAGGGUUUUGAGUUCGUGGUCAAUAAGAAGCCCAUCGUGGUCUCCCAAACCAUCCGCAACAUGCUCAUCUCCCCCUUCUUCUUCUUCCUUUCCUUGUUCUUUCCCCAUUCUCUGAUGUUGAUGUCAAUUGCGAUUACGAGAAUUUUUCUUACAUUUGUUGGCGCGCAGAUAGCUUCGCGGAGACGCAGCACGGCAGGUGAUUUUUCCGGAGACCAGCACUCCUAUCCUCGGGGCCAAUGCUUCUACUGGUCCGUCGAACAGCCUAGGUUGCCAUCCUUCACUUCCAUCUCGCAUUCUUGCUGGUUUGCUUGUAACAUCUAAGAACAAGCUUUCCACUCACUUGGAUGUUGUUCUUGGCAGAGGAAAAGAAACAGUUUCUUAUCGAACCUGAUAUUACUUUGGAGUUGAUGAUGGCUGCUAUCUUCACAUUUGAGAUGCUGGUGCUCAUUGUAGUCAUUGCACAAGAAAUUUGUUAAACAUUGAUAUAUUUUUCUCGUCUAUGAUCUAUCUGGUGUGGAUUGUUGCGAAGGUUGGAAGCUUCUUUAUGCUAAGUGCUCAACUAAGUUUUAAACUUUUUAUCUCAUAGUUGUCAACUAAUUACUAGGAAUGCUAAAGGUGUUCAGUACAGUGAGAUUGUCAUGGUUGAUCACAGAAAAGGGAGGCUACUAGUUAAUACAUGCAUGAAUUAAAGCACCAAUAUUCAACCAGUUUCAGCACUCCGCAUCCCCAGCAGUCCGCAAGAUUUUGCGCCCUGGAUGUCAUAGCAAUCCAGGUGGAUCCACAGCUCAUUGGCAGCUAUCUAAAUGGUGAUGCUUAUGGAUCAAUCUGAAGGCUGUUUUAUAUGUACAUACUCCCAAAUUUCUCAGCUUCAUCAACCCUGUGAAAACUGCCACUGUUCCUUGGAGAUGCACUGGAAGAGUCUCUCGUAAGCAGCGGCCAUCUUCGUGGCCGUAAACAGAUGCAGCGCUCUGCUCCUGGCGACCUCCCCUUUCUUCGACAGAACCUGCUUCCCAUCCUUCAUAAUCUUGUACAGGGACUCCUUCAGUGACUCGACUGUUGGCAAGAACGUGUAACCGACGUUCGAUCCUACUAUCAGAGAGCCUGUAAUGCUCGCGAA